CUGUGCAGCCGCAAUGGCAGAUCCAGGGGUUUCAACGCCCUGUAAGUGACGAAUUCACUUAUAUCCUAAUUAAAAUGUCGAUUCUUGAGAUAUUUACUCUAGAAAAGGAUAUAUCUGUAUUAUAAGUGCUGAUAUUCUUGAAAUUGUUGUAGGUAUGAAGGGUCCCAAGCCGCUGGUUGUAGUCAUCAAAUUGGGAACGAGUUCCAUUGUGGAUGAAAAGACACAUGAGCCGUUAUUGUCAAUUUUGACUCUCAUCGUUGAGACAGCUGUCAAGCUACGGAAAGAUGGACACAAGGUCGUUAUUGUGUCUUCUGGCGCCAUUGGCGUCGGUCUUCGACGUAUGGAUGUGGAAAGGAGGCCAAAACAUCUGUCCAAGCUACAAGCACUUGCAGCCAUUGGUCAAUGUCGUUUAAUGAGCCUAUGGGAUAGUUUAUUCGGUCACCUUCGACAACCCAUAGCUCAGAUUCUUCUGACGAGAAACGACAUAGCGGAUCGGACAAGAUAUCUCAACGCACAAAAUACCAUUCUGGAGCUUCUAGAGAUGGGUGUCAUACCAAUUGUAAACGAAAACGAUACAUUGGCUGUUGCUGAGAUCAAGUUUGGUGACAACGACACACUUUCAGCUAUCACCGCAGCUAUGGUCCACGCCAACUUUCUUUUCCUUAUGACAGAUGUUGAUUGCCUAUAUGACAAGAACCCACGAACACAUCCAGAUGCUAAACCGAUAGAGGAAGUAGAAGAUAUAGGGGCAAUUCGCGCUGAUGUGUCUAGUGCUGGUUCUUCUCUGGGGACGGGCGGUAUGGGUACGAAGAUCGUUGCUGCUAGGCUCGCAACAUCUGCUGGUGUAACCACAGUCAUCACUAAAUCAUCUUUACCAGGGAACAUCGUCAAAAUUGUUCGCUAUCUCCAGGCCCGCAAAAAGCACUCACCAUCACCCCAGACGCCGGUAACAGGCGAGGAAGGGGAAGACCCCCUAUCUCGGUCAACAGCGUCAUUGGCCCUUGAUGCCUUAGAGAAGCCACCACUACAUACGCGAUUUUUGCCCCUCUCACAACCGAUCCGAGACCGCUACUUCUGGAUCCUCCACGGCUUGGCCCCGCAUGGCACGCUUUACAUCGACGUCGGUGCGCAUCAUGCACUUGCGGAUAAAGCCGGAUUGCUACCAGUAGGUGUGCUCGAUGUGGAGGGCAAUUUCGCACAACAAGAAGCCGUCCGCCUUGUGGUAGUGGAGAGGAGGGCGGAACCAGGUCCAGAUGGUAAACUCUGGGAUGGUCCGGGUGUCGAAGUUGGAAGAGCGUUGGUUAACUACGCUGCGACUGAAAUCAUUCGGAUUAAGGGAUACCGAAGCACACAAAUCGAAUCAUUACUAGGCUAUGCCGAUAGCGAGUACGUAGCAGAUCGAGAGAGCAUUAGUCUGCUGAUUAGGGAGAGCCGACCUGUCACACCAGUUCUAGAUAAGCUAGGCGAGGAUGGAGGAGGUAUGGCUGCUUAUGAGAACGAUAUCAGCUUAUAGAGCAUAUAAUACUCCGUACAGGGUAUAUGGUGUAUGGGACUACGGAGUUUUAUGGUGGUAAAAGAAAAUUAAUUUGGUGAAUACGUAGUUCAUAGAAAAAAGGGGAUAUAGCAUGAGCCGGUGCGAAAAAUUGUCGUUUCAUAGAAAGGACUAAAUGUCAUAGUACUUGUAGAUAGCCGCAAAACGCCCAUAAAUGCAUAUAACUCAAGCCGAUUCCAAACUCCAGGCCUUCUUCCCUUCUUUUUGAGUGUCGAGAGCUUCCAAACGUCUCUUUCUAUAUGUACACCCACCUGGUCAUAACCAUUUUUUAUUAUCUCUUGUCCGUGAUAGUGGAUUAACCAGCAAACAGCGUAUCUUCAUCUCUGAGGUACUCUCCGCAAU
Messenger RNA from Hypoxylon trugodes, 1894 nucleotides. RefSeq names its product glutamate 5-kinase. Gene Ontology annotation, molecular function: glutamate 5-kinase activity; RNA binding; ATP binding. The record is from RefSeq and is a predicted model, not a curated record. The coding region runs from base 155 to 1513 and encodes 452 amino acids. NCBI's taxonomy places the organism in Eukaryota, Fungi, Ascomycota, Sordariomycetes, Xylariales, Hypoxylaceae. The transcript is spliced from 4 exons. Gene Ontology annotation, cellular component: cytoplasm; cytosol.